Messenger RNA from Prorocentrum cordatum, 443 nucleotides. NCBI's taxonomy places the organism in Eukaryota, Dinophyceae, Prorocentrales, Prorocentraceae. The record is from the annotation of a GenBank genome assembly.
CCCCUCCCCCCGCCGCCGCCCCCCCCCGUCCCAUCCCGCGGCCGCCCCCGGGCCGACGGCCGCCAUGCCCGCCGCCCGCGCGGGCGCCCGGGACGACGAGCCCUCCGUGGCGGCCGCCGCCGAGGGCGUCGGCGAGUACCGCGCGUCGAGGUUUGUGGUGCGCAGGACGCUCGCUUUCUGCUAUUGCGGCGCCUUCCUGUCGCUGGCCGCUCAGGCCGAGGGCCUCUUCGGGUGCGACGGCCCGUGGCCCGCCAAGGCUGGCUCCGUCCUGGCCCGCCUGCCGGGCGGGCUGCCGGCGUCCGCGGCGCUGACCGCCGCAGGGCUGCUGGGCGGCGCCGUCAGCGGAGCGGCCUUUGUGGCGCCGCAGGCGCUCGAGAGGAAGUCGACCCCGCAGGGCCGCAGCGAUCGCCGACCGCGCAGCGAUUGCUGCUUUUAGGAGGAGG